UGGGUGCGGACCCUGCUGCUCUGCCUCACCUCCCUGGCCUGGGUGACUGGACAGCAAGGGGCUCUUUUCCCCACCACUGCCCUUAGGAUGCUGGCAGCCCAACUCACCACUCUCCGCCCCUCAGGGGAAUAACCCUGUCUGGGAAGAGAUGGUGCCUUUGAAAUCAGAGAUAGAAGGCCCCGUAGUGUAUACCUGGGCAGGCUGGACCAGGGCCCCAGGCCUCUGGAGCCACCCUCUUUGUUGGUGAGACGAACUGGCCAUGUAACCCUGCCAGGGUCACUUAAUGGUCCAUGGCACCCCAACCCCUCCUGCGAGGAGGGAAGGAGUUGUGGCUAGAGAGUCUUGCUUGCCUCCCAGGGGCUGUGAACCGGGAUUGUACCAUCACUGGCUGGUCGGAGCCCUUUCCACCUUAUCCCGUGGCCUGCCCGGUGCCCCUGGAGCUGCUGGCCGAGGAGAAAUCUUACUUCUCCACGGUGAAGAUGGUCUACACCAUGGGCCAUAGCAUCUCUAUUGCAGCCCUGCUCGCGGCCAUCACCAUCCUGGUUGCUCUCAGGAGGCUCCACUGUCCCCGGAACUACAUCCACACCCAGCUCUUCACCACCUUUAUCCUCAAGGCGGGAGCUGUGUUCCUGAAGGAUGCCACCCUCUUCCACACCGACGACACUGACCACUGCAGCUUCUCCACCGUUCUAUGCAAGGUCUCCAUGGCCACCCUGCAUUUCGCCACCAUGACCAACUUCAGCUGGCUGUUGGCAGAAGCCGCCUACCUGACCUGCCUCCUGGCCUCCACCUCCCCCAGUUCAAGGAGAGCCUUCUGGUGGCUGGUUCUUGCUGGCUGGGGGCUGCCUGUACUCUUCACUGGCACGUGGGUGGGCUGCAAGCUGGCCUUCGAGGACACUGCGUGCUGGGACCUGGACAACAGCUCCCCCUACUGGUGGAUCAUCAAAGGGCCCAUCGUCCUCUCGGUUGGGGUGAACUUUGGGCUUUUCCUCAAUAUUAUCCGCAUCCUGCUGAGGAAACUGGAGUCAGCUCAGGGCAGCCUCCGUACCCAUUCUCAGUAUUGGCGUCUCUCCAAGUCGACACUUUUCCUUAUCCCACUCUUUGGAAUUCACUACAUCAUCUUCAACUUCCUGCCUGACAGUGCCGGCCUGGGCGUCCGCCUCCCCCUGGAGCUGGGACUGGGCUCCUUCCAGGGCUUCAUCGUCGCCAUCCUCUACUGCUUCCUCAACCAAGAGGUGAGGACUGAGAUCUCACGGAAGUGGCGUGGUCAUGACCCUGAGCUCCUGCCAGCCCGGAGGACCCGUGCUAAGUGGACCGCGCCUUCCCGCUCAGCAGCGAAGGUGCUGACAUCUAUGUGCUAGGCUGCCCCAUCAUGCCCCUGGAGUCCACACUUGAACUUGGGAAGCUAUUAUGGGUCCACCACACUCUGGAAAAGCAAGGGGGCCCCCAGGGACCUUCAGGCCACAGUCCCAUCCCAGCCUGGGACAGGGGCAGCCCUCCCUGUCUCUGCCUCUGACUCUCUUUCGAGGUCUGCCUCUGACUUCUGUGGUCCCUGUGUCUGCUCUCAUCCAUUCCUCUUCCUGGGGCUCUAGCCCAUAGCUCAGAGGAGCCAAUAAACCUGUAAAUGAA
Messenger RNA from Saimiri boliviensis boliviensis (Bolivian squirrel monkey), 1629 nucleotides. It is a transcript of the gene GHRHR, whose product is annotated as growth hormone releasing hormone receptor. Gene Ontology annotation, molecular function: G protein-coupled peptide receptor activity; peptide hormone binding; growth hormone-releasing hormone receptor activity. Lineage: Eukaryota; Metazoa; Chordata; Mammalia; Primates; Cebidae. Gene Ontology annotation, biological process: cell surface receptor signaling pathway; adenylate cyclase-activating G protein-coupled receptor signaling pathway; positive regulation of cell population proliferation. Gene Ontology annotation, cellular component: plasma membrane. The record is from RefSeq and is a predicted model, not a curated record.